Mesocestoides corti is the source of this 492-nucleotide messenger RNA. NCBI's taxonomy places the organism in Eukaryota, Metazoa, Platyhelminthes, Cestoda, Cyclophyllidea, Mesocestoididae. The record is from the annotation of a GenBank genome assembly.
AUGUCGAAACAUCAAGGACUUCAUCCAAGGGUCACGUCCACCAACUCACCGUACGUUACGUACGCGUUCCUUACAUUACCUUUAGCAAAAUCACUUGUUGAAUCCCACGGGAUGCCAUCAAAUCACGCGCAGUUUAUGUUCUUCAUGCUGACAUAUUUUACCCUAUUUGUCUAUUUUCGUCUUUCUCCGCGUCACUACCCCUCGUACAUUCGUUAUUUCUUUGUGAUAUUUUUGGCGUCCGUGUCGAUAGUUACGUGUUUCACAAGGAUACAUCUCGAGUAUCAUUACUUCGGCCAAAUAUCUGUGGGUGCCCUUCUGGGCGCGAUUUUGGGUUCUACAUGGUUUUACAUAGUCCAUGUCUUAUUGACUCCACACUUCCCUUGGAUUGUCGAAAGUAAAAUUGGAAGAGCCCUUAUGCUUCAAGACUUCACUCAUAUCCCAAACGUGUUUACAUUCGAAUACAAUGCCGCGAGGUCACAUAGAACGAGGUAA